AUGCGGCAAUACGAGGAGCUGGGCCACAUGACGAAGGUGGACCCGGCCGAUCCCAACGCGGAGUGUACGAGCUACCUCCCGCAUCAUGGGGUCAUGCGCGCGUCUGGCGCCUCCGCCAAAAUUCGAGUCGUAUUCAACGGCUCAACGACGAUCCCCUCCGGUACAUCACUAAACCAACAUCUACUGGUGGGGCAGAACCUGCUCCCCCCUCUCGCCAAUGUGCUGUUGCGGUGGCGACUGCACCGGUACGUCCUUGCCACCGACGUGGAGAAGAUGUAUCGGCAAAUCCUUGUGCAUCCCGAGGAUCGCGACCUGCAGCGAAUAAUUUGGCGAGAUGACGAGCAAGGCAACAUGGGGGACUUCCGAUUAAACACUGUGACUUACGGUCUGGCGUGCGCCCCCUUCCUCGCCAUGAGGACACUUCGACAGCUCGCUGAGGACGAGGCUGGGCAAUAUCCCCUGGGAGCGAGCGCCCUUCGGUGCGACGUCUACAUGGACGACGUCCUCUCAGGCGCGGCCACCCUCGACGAGGCGCGAGAUCUCCAACGCCAAUUAACAGGCCUCUGUACGGCGGGCGGGUUCCCCUUGCAAAAGUGGUCGGCAAAUAAACCCUCGCUCCUGGCUGACGUUCCUGCCGAACACAGGAUGCAGCGUGAGCAGCGCGACUGGCGACCACAUGAAAGCCACUCGACUCUCGGCCUGCAAUGGCACCCCAGCAGCGAUGAGUUUUCUUUCGCUACUCGAAGACUUACAGUUGGCACUAUCACAAAAAGGUCAGUCUUGUCACUCAUCGCUAAGCUGUUCGAUCCACUAGGCUGGUUGGCCCCCACAGUAGUGAUAGCCAAGAUCGAGUUUCAGUCCACCUGGCUUCAGGGUCUCGACUGGGACACGCCACUCGAUGAGGAGUUCUCCCGUCAGUGGGCUGACUUUCAGGCCGAGCUCCCGCUGCUGGAGGGUCUUCGCGUCCCUCGGUGGGUGACCUCUUGCGAUCCCGGUGCCCGGGUGGAGAUUCAUGGUUUCGCGGACGCUUCCGAGCGCGCCUACGCCGCCGUCGUCUACUUACGGACAGCAAUCGGUGAGUCUUGGCACACCAGCAUCAUAGCGGCAAAAAGCAAGGUUGCUCCUACCAAGCAAAUCUCGCUACCCCGCCUGGAGCUCUGUGCCGCCGCGUUGCUCAUGCGCCUCGCAUCCGGCCUCCAAGCUACGCUCGAGCUUGCCUGCCAAGACCCUAGUCCAUCUGUGGUCGGAUUCCACCGUCGCUCUAGGCUGGAUUCGAAAGCACCCGUCUCCCAAACUCACGCGGCUCGACCUGGGCCCCCACCGUCGAAGGAACCGGAGGAGCUGCUGCGUUUUUCCUCCCUCCAACGGUUACUCCGUGUGACCGCUUGGCAUCGACGGUGGCUACGGUCGAGACCAACAACCGAGACGAUCACGGCACCGAAGGCAGACUCUAAUCGACUUGGCGACACCCUGUCAGUAGCCGAGAUCAACGCUGCUCAGACGGCCUGGAUCCUUCGGGUACAGGCUGAAAAAUACAAGGCAGAAUUAGACAUCAUUAAACAAAGUCGUAUUCUCGCUAAAUCCAAUACCUUGACUCGUCUUAGUCCCUUCUUAGAUCCGCAGGGCAUCCUCCGAGUAGGAGGUCGAAUUAAGCACGCUAUCUUCGCCUACGAUGAGCGGCACCUGAUCAUUUUCCCUGGUGACUCUCACCUCACCCGGCUGAUCGUUGAGGCGUCCCAUCGAUCGUUGCACGAUGGAGUCCAGAUGACCUUGGGGCUGGUCCGGCAACGCUACUGGGUCCCUCGCGGGCGAUCCCUGGUCAAGCAGCUGAUCCUGCGUUGCGUUACUUGCGUGCGAUGGCGGGCGGCCGUUCCUCAGCAACUCAUGGGCGAUCUCCCGAGGCUGCGGGUGACGCCGGCUAGACCUUUCCUCAACACAGGGGUCGACUACGCCGGCCCUAUUCAAUUGCGGACGAGCAAAGGGCGCGGACGCCAGGCGUACAAGGCGUUUAUCGCCGUAUUCGUCUGCCUAUCCACAAGGGCUGUGCAUCUGGAGGUCGUAUCGGACUACACUGCCGAUGCUUUCCUGGCGGCCCUUCGACGGUUUGUCUCAAGGCGCGAAUUGUGCCGCACCAUCCAUAACGACUGCGGGACAAACUUCGUCGGAGCCGAUGCGCAGCUGAGAGCGUUGUUCGCCGCCAGUAGCCCGGAGCGACGACGAAUAGUCGGACAGCUGACCGCGGACCAAAUUUAG
This is a messenger RNA of Linepithema humile (Argentine ant), 2253 nucleotides long. RefSeq lists its product as uncharacterized. The record is from RefSeq and is a predicted model, not a curated record. Gene Ontology annotation, molecular function: nucleic acid binding. Lineage: Eukaryota; Metazoa; Arthropoda; Insecta; Hymenoptera; Formicidae.